AUGUCACUUCAUCCCUUUGACCCGUUGACCCCAGAUGAGAUUCGCCUGGCGGUGAGGGUCCUUGAGGCCUCAUUUCCUGGCGUUCCUCUUCGCCACAAGGUCAUCGAGGUCCAGGAGCCCAUCAAGAGGGAUACCGUGCCUUACCUCGAGGCUGAGCGCCUAGGCCACCUCCUCCCUGCGAAACCAGCUCGUAUUCUUACGGCGUUAUUCCACCGUAUGGACACAAAAGUGUUUCUAAAGGCCCUAAUUAAUGCGGAUAAAAAAUCUCUUCUACAAUGCAAGGAACUUCCAAAUGGCGUCCAGGGUCCCACUGAUGUCGAUGAAAUGAUCGAAAUGGAGAAAGUAUGCAAUGAUCACCCUGCUGUUAAGGCUGAAAUUGCGAAGAUGAAUCUGCCCCCCAAUAUUAUUGUCUGCAAUGACCCCUGGAUUUAUGGCACCGACAACCAGGCCGAGACACGUCGUUUAUUCCAGCAUUAUAUGUACAUCUGUGAAACAGAUCACCCGCAGACCAAUCAUUAUUCCCUCCCAUGCACAUUCUCUCCAGUCUUCGACGGCACUACCAAAGAACUUGUCCGCAUGGACUACCUUCCAACAGGCACUGAUCACACUACGUCACCCACCAAACCAUGGAAGCAAGUCAAGACUGUUCAGUACGCGCAUGAUCUUCUGGAAGAGCCACUUCGAACGGACUUAAAGCCGUACAUCGUCCAGCAGCCAGAAGGGCCUUCUUUCAAGGUCAAUGGAAACCAUGUCUAUUGGCAGAAGUGGAGAUUCAGAGUUGGGUUUAACUACCGUGACGGCCUAGUGAUUUACAAUACGACAUACGACGGUCGCAACGUCUUCUAUCGGCUAUCCCUGUGUGAGAUGACUGUUCCCUAUGGUGAUCCACGCGCUCCUUAUCACCGCAAACAAGCGUUUGACGUUGGAGAUGUCGGUUUUGGAAAUACAGCCAACCAACUCUCCCUCGGAUGCGAUUGUCUCGGUCAUAUCAAAUACUUCGAUGGGUUCAGGACUGACUCCAAAGGAAACCCUGUCCACCUUAAGAAUGUGAUCUGUUUGCACGAACAAGACGCUGGUCUGCAACACAAACACACCAACUACAGAACAAAUGCCGCUACGGUAGUCCGCAACAGACAACUUGUUGUUCAAAUGAUCUGCACUGUGUCUAACUACGAGUAUAUCUUUGCCUGGAUCUUCGAUCAAGCCGGUGGCAUUGAGCUUGAGGUUCGCGCAACUGGUAUCCUCUCCACUAUGCCCAUUGACAACGCAGAUGGCACCAAAGUACCAUGGGGAACCAAUGUUGGUCCCGGUGUCAUGGCUGGAUACCAUCAACAUGUUUUCAGCAUGCGUGUUGAUCCCGCUAUCGAUGGUCAUAACAACACUGUUGUCUACCAAGAUAGUGUCCCGCUUCCUGAUGAACCAACAAUGAACCCAUACGGUGUCGGCUACAUCCAGGAUACCACUGUUCUCAAGACAUCCGGUACGGCUGAGCUCAGCAUUGAAAAAGCACGCUCGUUCAAGAUCAGAAAUGACAAUGUGAUUAAUCCAACCUCUGGAAACCCUGUUGCUUAUAAACUUGGUGCCAUGCCUACUCAGCUUAUGAUCAUGUCAGAACGAAGCUUCAACCGUCGCCGCGCAGUGUUUGCCACAAAACCCAUCUGGGUUACCAAGUAUCAAGACGGGGAGCUGUAUUCGGCUGGUGAAUUCACCAAUCAAAGCAAGCAGUCGACUGGCGUGGAAGUAUGGACUGCACGCAAUGACAAUAUUGAGAACACAGAUAUUGUCUUGUGGCAUUCGUUCGCAUUAACACACAAUCCACGGCCAGAGGACUUCCCUGUCAUGCCUGUCGAGAGAAUCAAUAUUACCCUUAGGCCCGACGGAUUUUUCGAAAAGAAUCCAGCACUGGAUGUCCCACCAUCAUCUCAGACAUUUAAUAAGUCCUCAUUACAUGAGGAUACCGCACAAGGAUGUGGUGGAUGCCCGGGAAGCUCGAAGCUGUGA
Molecule: messenger RNA, 2001 nt
Organism: Ophidiomyces ophidiicola
Lineage: Eukaryota; Fungi; Ascomycota; Eurotiomycetes; Onygenales; Onygenaceae
Gene: AMO2
Product: cytochrome c oxidase subunit 1
Exons: 4
Coding region: 1-2001 (666 amino acids)
Biological process (GO): amine metabolic process
Molecular function (GO): quinone binding; copper ion binding; primary methylamine oxidase activity
Source: RefSeq, a predicted model, not a curated record